AUGUCUUCUUUGCUGCGUCUUCGUUAUCUAAUUCUUAGUACAACUGUCGGUGGAAGUUAUGCUAUAAAUCGAAAAUAUCAUGAAAUCCAAGAGACAUUUCCUGAUCUGACAUGGAUGAAAAUUUAUAAAUCUGAACAAAAUAACAAAUUUCCCAUUCCUACUAAUUUACGAAAUCAUCUGAGAUAUUUACAUGAAACAUUUACAGCGUAUCUAUUCACAGCAAUCCAUCCAAGAUUACUAAUCGCUGGCCCAUCGUUCUUCGUGGAUGAUUUUAAGCCGAGAUCAUCAAUUGAUCUUUUUAAUUUGGCUAAAACGUAUGAAAACGCUCAAACGACCAAUGAAGAACGAGAAAGAUCGAAUAAAGCUGCUCAUUACCAAAAUCACGAACGUCAAGACAAAGUUCAGCAAGAGAUGAUGACUAUUCAAAUAAAAUAUCAACGCGAAAUCGAUCGAUUAGAAAAAGAAUUGCAAUCGUUAAAAAAACAACUUCUCUUAAAACAAGAUCGACAUGCAAGUGGUAAAAAACAACGAAAAAUUAAGAGAUCAUUGAUUGACAUGUACAGCGAAGUAUUGGACGAGUUAAACGAAUACGAUGCGAAUUAUGACAUUCAAGAUCAAUUACCCAGGGUCGUCGUUAUUGGAGAUCAAAGUUCUGGUAAAACCAGUGUAUUAGAAAUGAUCACUCAAGCCCGCAUAUUUCCUCGAGGUGCCGGUGAAAUGAUGACGCGCAGUCCUGUAAAAGUGACAUUGAGUGAAGGUCCAUAUCAUGUGGCUAUCUUUAAAGAUAGUCCGAAAGAAUAUGAUUUAACAAAAGAAACAGAUCUGGCAGCAUUACGGAGAGAAAUUGAACUUCGCAUGCGAGCAUCCGUGAAAGAAGGUCAAACAAUAAGUAACGAAGUCAUUUCAUUGUCAGUUAAAGGUCCCGGUCUCCAACGUAUGGUUCUUGUCGAUUUGCCUGGAGUCAUUAGUACAGAAACAAUUGGCAUGGCAUCCGAUACGAAGAACUCAAUUACUCGCCUAGCGAACAGUUAUAUGUCCAAUCCCAAUGCGAUUAUUCUUUGUAUUCAAGAUGGAAGUGUCGAUGCCGAGCGUAGUAAUGUAACUGAACUUGUAUCAAAAAUGGAUCCACAUGGUAAACGGACGAUUUUCGUCCUGACGAAGGUUGAUUUAGCGGAAGCAAAUCUUCAUGAUACUGAUCGAAUACAAAAAAUUCUGGAUGGAAAACUAUUUCCAAUGAAAGCGUUGGGAUACUUUGCUGUAGUUACUGGAAAAGGUAGCGCUGAUGAUCCUAUCGAGUCAAUUCAAAAGUAUGAAGAAGAAUUUUUUCGCAAAUCGAAGUUAUUUCGCGAUGGUGUGUUCAAAGCAACACAAACCACAACACGCAAUCUAAGUUUUGCGGUCAGUGACUGUUUCUGGAAGAUGGUCAAAGACAGUGUUGAACAGCAAUCUGAUACUUUCAAAGCCAAACGAUUCAAUUUAGAAACCGAAUGGAAGAACAGUUUUCCGAAAGUCCGCGAACAAGAUCGAGAUGAAUUAUUCGAAAAAGCUCGCGGAGAGAUCCUUGAUGAAGUCAUUAACCUUAGUCAAAUACCUAGCCGUCAAUGGGAAGAAAAUUUAUCCAAGCACCUCUGGUCAACAAUGUCGCAAUACAUCUUUGACGACGUGUUUUCUUCUGCAGCUCAAACUGGCUCAGUUGGCGCGUUCAAAACCACUGUCGAUGUUAAAUUGCAACAAUGGGCAGCAAAAGAAUUACCACGUCAAUGUAUUCAAAUUAGCCAUCUCGUUCUACUAGAAGAAUUUCAAUCAUUAAUUGAACGCGAUCAAAAAAGCCGUUCAUACGAUCCGAUUACCAAUGAUCUAAAAAUGCAUGUCGUCCAAGCAUGUCGAUCCCGACACCAGUGGGACGCGAAAGCACUUGAUUCAUUGAGGGUGAUUCAAACUCAAGCAUUACAAGAUCAAAAUGUGCCUGACAAGCAACAAUGGGAAUCGGCAGUUAAAUUCAUGGAGAACUGCGUACGAAAAGAAUUAGAACGCGAAGAAUCGGAGUUAAUCGCAACUACGAGUCAACAGAGUUCAUGGAAGAAAUACGUUGGCUUACAACGAUCAACGAUCGAAGAAAGAAAUCGACAACAGUGUGUUAAGGAAUUGGACAGAGUUUUAGUCGGAAGAAAAGAAUUAGAUCAGUCAACUAAACAUAAUCAAACACUUCGCUCUACUCUCGAUCAAGAUGAAUUAACCACGGUGAAGAAGAAUCUUCAAACUCAGAAAAUUGAUGUGUCGAAUGAAUUUAUCACUGAAACAUGGCAACGCGUGUAUAAAAUCUAUUUUCUCAAACAAAAUUUGAACACUUGUGUCGAUUGUCGACGAUUUUUCUACUACUAUCAAAAGGGAUUUUCUGAUCAAGGCCUUGAUUGUCACGAAGUUGUCUUCUUCUGGCGUUUGAAAAGAAUGAUUGAGAUCACCAGCAAUGCGAUUCGACAACAAAUAUCAAAUAUUGAAACUCGGCGAUUGGAACGAGAAGUAAAGGAAAUUCUUGAUGAUUUCAGUGGCGAUGAAGCUUUAAAAGCGAAUCUACUCAAAGGAAAACGGGUUGACUUGGCGGAAGAAUUGAAGCGUGUGCGACAAGUUCAAGAGAAAUUAGAAGAAUUUAUUACAGCAUUGAAUACAGAAAAAUAA
Messenger RNA from Adineta ricciae, 2676 nucleotides. The record is from the annotation of a GenBank genome assembly. NCBI's taxonomy places the organism in Eukaryota, Metazoa, Rotifera, Eurotatoria, Adinetida, Adinetidae.